Messenger RNA from Linnemannia hyalina, 1710 nucleotides. The record is from the annotation of a GenBank genome assembly. Lineage: Eukaryota; Fungi; Mortierellomycota; Mortierellomycetes; Mortierellales; Mortierellaceae.
AUGGUGGAGGCGUCCAUCCAGGACACUGUUAAGGACACUAACAAGAUCACAGAUACUGUCGCCCUAGGACUUAUCCUGCAGAAGGAGCCCUACCGCAAGCUGUUAUCUUCCUUCAUCACGGAGUUUGAGGAGUCUCCUCUACUGAAUGCAAACCUGCUCCAAGGGCUUGUCCAGUUGGUCCAAUCAUCCUCUCCAAGUCACCUUGUCUUCAACGAUCUGGUAAAGAUCCUCAGCAUUCUCAGGAUCCGUUUGCAAGGCACACACCAACAGUCAAUUGGACACCCCUAUUACCUCACCUUGGCAAUCUCCAAAGUCCUUGAUGUCAUGGCUGCUGUCGUUAAUGUUUCCGCCAGUUCUCAGAUCCUGAAACAAGAGCUCGCUUCUGAAAACACUCCGAUGGUCCAUCACCCAUACCCGCUGAGAUCUCGCCUGCCAACCUCAGCCAACUCUCCGAUCCUUGCGAAGGUCCAGAAUAUCCGUUACCUCGAGUACAGGCUGUACAAGCUUCGAUUACAGCGACUCCAAGAAUACAAUGAACGAGCGAUUUACAUCUACCUGCAAGCAAAGCCAUCGCUCCUGGCUAAGAAUGAUGAGCUAUUUCCUCUAUUGGAGAGGGUACUGAAAUUUCUUGCCAGUGACGGUCAGGUCAUGUUGAUCCUUGGAGAUUCUGGCUCUGGCAAGUUGACAUUCAAUCGACACCUGGAACACCUGCUUUGGAAGGACUACAAGAGAGGAGGGCCGAUCCCUCUUUUCAUCAACUUACCCACCAUCGACGAACCUCAGCACGACUUGGUCAACAAGCGACUGCAGUUUCACAACUUUAACGAAGAUCAGAUCAUAGAGCUCAAACUGCAUCACCAACUCGUACUCAUCUGCUACGGAUACGACGAAAGUCAGCAAUUGGUCAACCUCCACAGGACCAACUCUCUUAACCAGACUGGACAGUGGGACACCAAAGUGAUCAUCGGCUGCAGAUCUCAGUACCUCGGAACCUCAUACCAGGAUCGCUUCAGGCCUCAGUCUGUCGAUCGAUACAAGCCGGUUCCUCAGAACGUCUUUCAGGAGGCCAUCACCGCUCCUUUCUCCAUGGAGCGGAUCCACAACUAUGUCGAGCAGUAUGUCCCUCUCGAGCCAAGAACCUGGAGCACCCAAGAUUACAUGGAUAGGUUGACCACCAUCCCCAACUUCAUGGAUCUGGUCAAGAUUCCGUUCCUCCUUUCACUCGCACUGGAGGCACUUCUCGAUGUCACCAAGGGCAACCAGGACCUGUCGGCCAUCAAAAUCGUCCGCAUCCAACUCUAUGACGUCUUUGUCGACCACUGGCUCAGCGUCAACAAGAAACGGCUUCAAAGCAACUCUUUGUCCAGGCAGGAUUCCGACAUGUUGGAGAUGCUAGAGGAUGCGGUAUUUGAGGCUAUGGGCGUGGACAGCUGUAAGAGGCUUGCAUCGGCGAUGUUUGAGAAGCUGAACGGAAAGGCCGUCGUCAAGUAUCUCCAUCUCAAGGAUAAGACGGCGUGGAAAGUCGAGUACUUUGGUCCGGAUCCGGAAGUGCGACUGUUGCGAGAGGCUUCGCCGUGGACUCGCUCCGGCAUUUUCUUCCAGUUUCUCCACCGGUCGAUGCUGGGGUACUUCUUCUCCUGCACCGUUGUCGGCUCCACACCAACGUGUAUUUUGACGAAUGCACCUCCAGCGGACGGCCUACUGCUUUGA